GGCUGUCAGUGUUCCCUCACACAGCAUGGCGACGCGUGGGGUUGGUUCGCGCUGCCGCUCCCAGGCGGACCGGGCCUCCCGCGGAACGGCCGAGCAGCCGAGCGGUGCGGGCAGCACCUCCCUCCUCGCCAGCGCCACGACGUGGCCCCUGAAGCGCUACGGCCGCUUCCUGUCCCCGACGGACAGCGAGGACGGGGAGCGGAGCGGCCACUCGUGGAAGGUUUUUGAAUCGAACGAGGAGUCUGGUCAUCUUAUCCUUACCAUUGUUGUUUCUGGCCAUUUCUUUAUUUCCCAAGGAAGAACAGUGCUGGAGGGCUUCUCAUUAAUUGAUUCCCAGAAGUGGUUAAGGAUUGCAAGACGAGCAGACUGCCUGCUGCUUCAUGCUCAGUCAAAGAACGAAUGCCGCAUGUUUCGAGUUCAGUUUGGUGGAGACUCAGAAGAGCAGACGCUGGAGCACUGCUGCAGCUGUGUUCAGAAACUCGCAGAGUAUGUGCCAGUUCAUGACGCUGAUGAACUAAGCCAGAACCUCUGUUACAGUCGCAGCCAAGUGGAGGAUACUGAACAAAAUACAUCAGUACUACGUGUACCAGAGGAGCCUCUGCCAGAUUCCUGCACAAACUUUGGAGAAAGAAGAUCUACAAUGCAGCUAGCACAGGUAACAAGGAAAAAAAAUAAUAAUUUGGAUCCUGUAAGUGAAACUCAGAUGCAGAGAAAGUUGUCUUGGGCUGUAAACAUCUGCAAGUGUCUUCACUAAACAUCAGGAUGCUAUCAGGGCUACUGUCUAUACCAACAAAACUAAGACUUGCCAUUCCUCAGUCCCUUUAUAAGGUGGGUGCAUUAUCUCUGCUUCUGAGCACAGCUUUCUGGUUUCAUUUGCCACGUGCUGUAAUCCAUCUCUUCCUUGAGUUACUUGCAAAUUCCCUUCCACCAAGGCUCCUCAAUACUGCUUUACACAUCAUCCACUACUUUUCCUUGUACACUUUUUAUUCAGCUUAAUGCAGCUGUGCUGUGGGCUGGGAUUUCCCAUGCCCUGGAAUUACAAAGCUCGUUCAGGGCUAAGCUUCUUUCCCCAGUUCAGCUUUGGAGACAUACCCAUCUUGCUGCUGCUCCAGAACACUCUGGAGCUGCGUUUCUUCAUUUCCAACACCCUGAGAAGGUAGCAGCAGCUUUGGUCUCAGGUAUUCUUCCCAGCAGUGUUAUUUUUAAAGACAAAAACACAAGCCAGGAUAUCAGCAAGACUUCUGUGUGAACCACUACCAUUACUGGAAAUAGGAGGGGUCUUUUUCAGUGCACAAAGAUACAGCUGUACUCUAGAUGUCAGCAUGCAUAGUCUGCCUGCCCUUGCACUGUUCCAUGUUCAAGCAGUGGAAGCUGGAGAAGCUAACAGCAGUCCUGAGCUGCCCACAGGAGGAGGCAUGCUUCAGCCCCACUGUUGUGUCAGCUUCCAAAGAGGCACAACGGGCAUCUGAAGCACAUUAACCCAAAGGCAGACCCCUCCAUAACAGGGUGACCACUCACCUUCACCUCCAGCUGCCUCUGUGCGCCUCACAGCAGUGCACACCCUUUGCACAGGAUCCUUUUCUCUCGCACAGAAUGCAUUCUCUGGGAAUCACGUUACCCAGGAAACUGACAUUUCUGAGGUAACUCCUGCACAGGCAGCUCUGUUGGAAUUGAAGUUAGAUAAGAGAGAGGCGUUCCAUACAUAGGUCAUACAAGACUGAAAGUAUUCAAACGGUGUAAUAACAAGGCAGAUGCAUCUUUAUUAAAUGCCGAAGGAAAAACCUGACGUAGCUGCAUCGUUACAAAACCCACGUGUCGCUACCUUGUAUGUACGAGAUCAGUGCAACAGCUUUGUUGUUCCUUUGCAGUCUGUGCUGAAUCAGAAGUUUGAGCUGCCCCUGGCGUACCGGCAUUCAGCGUGGAGCGCGCAAGAGCUGGGACCCUUCAUCCGCUUAUGCCUGAUGGACCAACACUUCCCAGCGUUUGUGGAGGACGUGGAGAAGGAACUGAAAAAACUGGUGGAAGGCUGAGCCACGUGUAACGCGUUACCGCUGGAACGCCCGCUCCAAGGUACGCAGCUUAAGUGCCAUUAAAUAUUUGGAAGUCUCGCACGUUUUUGUCAGUGUUUUAUUUUUAAAAACAGGUGAAUCCACUUUUUUUUUUUUAUACAUCAUUGCACUUCAACAAAUACACAGAACACAAGUUCAUGCAUCUACAGUUACGCACAUCAUGAGAACCCUGUUAGGUCUAUUUCUACAAUCUUUAAAUCAUGAGAAAUUACAGUGUCAAACUAAAGAUAACUAGUUGCAUAGAAUAUCACCAUGCUGUAACGUUUCAUUUAAACAAAAAAAAAAUUAUAAAAGUUUGCCUGAAUUGAAUGUACAAGAAUAUGUUGAACACAUCAGUGCAAAAGGAUUUGAGAAUUUACAUGAGUUAACAAAAAAAAAAAAAUCACUUAAAAA
This is a messenger RNA of Gallus gallus (chicken), 2462 nucleotides long. It is a transcript of the gene REC114, whose product is annotated as REC114 meiotic recombination protein. Bases 26 to 754 code for a protein of 242 amino acids. The record is from RefSeq and is a predicted model, not a curated record. NCBI's taxonomy places the organism in Eukaryota, Metazoa, Chordata, Aves, Galliformes, Phasianidae. The transcript is spliced from 5 exons.